CGCGCCCUGUGGCCAUUGUAAUUUGUGUCUAUAGCUUUAUGAAUGGUGAGGAAGUGUGAUGGUCCACCUGUCGACCUCUUCUUCUGGAGAUGUGGAAAGCCAGAUCUCAAGACUUAUUGGCCAAGCAAGCAGAAGUAAAGAGUCCUCAAACGUCUGAAAUGGUGCAUUUCCGAGCGGACAAGUCUACUUGGAUGCCUCGAUGAGAGGUCCUCUUGGCACCAAGGGUCCCAUGGCGUACCAUCCUUUCCAAGUGCAUCCAGCAGCAGACCCCUUCUACGUGCCAGCCUUCCUGCAGCCCCCGCUGCUGCUCCAGCCAGCGCUGGGAGUCCCGGAUUCCUCCCCCCUGUCCGGCUCCAGGUCGGAGCGGCGCGCCUCCGACGCGGCGCUGCGCGCUCUGGCGCGCCGGGACCGGGCGGUUCAGCCGCGCAGCCUGAGCAGCCUGCAGCACGACUGGCUGGAUGACGACCCCAAAGUUACUCUGGAAUCCAAAAGAUUAUGGUCUGAAUUUCACAAACUGGGGACUGAGAUGGUUAUCACGAAAUCAGGGAGAAGGAUGUUUCCACCCUUCAAGGUGCGCGUGGAAGGACUGGAUGAAACAGCAAAAUACAUCAUGCUGAUGGACAUCGUCGCCGUUGAUGAGUACCGCUACAAGUUUCACAAUUCCCGCUGGAUGGUGGCAGGAAAAGCAGACCCGGAGAUGCCCAAGCGCAUGUACAUCCACCCAGACAGCCCGUCCAAGGGAGCGCAGUGGAUGAGCAAGCUUGUCACGUUCCAUCAACUCAAACUUACCAACAAUGCUUCGGAUAAGCAUGCAUAUACAAUUUUGAAUUCAAUGCAUAAAUACCAGCCCAGAUUUCACAUCGUGAGAGCCAACGACAUCAUGAAGCUUCCAUACAGCACCUUCCGGACUUAUGUUUUCCCAGAGACAGAGUUCAUAGCAGUAACUGCCUAUCAGAAUGAAAAGAUUACACAGCUAAAAAUUGACAACAACCCCUUUGCCAAAGGAUUCAGAGACGCCGGAAAUGGGAGAAGAGAAAAAAGGAGUAAACAAUUAAAUGAUUCAUUGCUGCAUGAAAACCAAAGCAAAGAGAACCAGGACUGUGCAGAUUCUGAUGACUCAUGUGACCAACCAAGUACCAGUGAACCCUUUUAUUCUCCUUUGAAAACGAUGUCUCCGCCAACCUGUCAAGAUGGAAAGAAUGUGGAAAGUGAUUCAGAUAUUGAUCUUCAAGAUGGCGGCUGUUCUAAGUCUGCACAUACAUUCAUCAUGUGUCUGAGCAGCAAGGAGACGAUGCAAAACAAGUCUGAUCUUCACAAAAGCAACAGAUAUCAGGAUCGGACAGGAGACAGAACCGCACGCAGGUCACCCGACAACGGGCUCUCUAUGGAGCUGGGCUCUGCAGAGAAGCAGGACAGGGUUGCCCCCAUGAUGCCCACUUCCUGGAGCUCGUCAUCACCCGCUGACAGUCGCCGACAGACUUUGAAUUUCUCAGGUGUGUACAAUGACUCAUUUACUGGGGCACCUUUGAUGUUCCAAACAGACCAGCUGUCAAUGAAACCAGAGACUUUUACCGGACUGGGUAUCGGACCCGGAUUUUCCUCUUUGUCUGGAGUAAGUGACUUAGAAACUGGAAGCCUGUCUUCUCAAAAGCUCGUCUCCUCAGCUAUGGUCAAGUUUCCGCCAUCACAGCCCAUGUUGGCAUCUCAGGGACUGUCGUUGCAACCUUUUGGGGGGAUGCUGUCAUACCCCUACAACUUCAUGGCAGCACCGUGUGCGACUGCUCCAGCUCUGGCCGCCUGCCUGGCGACCCCAUCGCUCCCUACGACCCAUCGUCAUGGCAACUCUGGACCUUGGUCGCGGUGCAGCCCGUACCAGAUCCCCACAUCUCUCCACUCCUACCACAAUCAGUUGACAACCAGAUCGCCUCAUCCACAAUCGGAGCUGUGCAACUCUGGAGGCCGAGGCUCAGGUCAAAUGUUUGACAAUCACAGCUACAGAGCAAAGCCAACACAGCUCGCUCCCCCGGCUGCAAAAGGUCCCACCGACGAACUGCAGUACAUCCGCGUUCCGGUUGGAGGGCUUGAGAAACAAUGUCCUCCACCGUAGACUCUGUGGCAGAAACUGGGUGACGGAUGCAAGUUUCACAAAA
Cololabis saira (Pacific saury) is the source of this 2150-nucleotide messenger RNA. Its product is annotated as T-box transcription factor TBX2-B-like. Gene Ontology annotation, cellular component: nucleus. Bases 200 to 2107 code for a protein of 635 amino acids. The transcript is spliced from 7 exons. The record is from RefSeq and is a predicted model, not a curated record. Gene Ontology annotation, molecular function: RNA polymerase II cis-regulatory region sequence-specific DNA binding; DNA-binding transcription factor activity, RNA polymerase II-specific. Lineage: Eukaryota; Metazoa; Chordata; Actinopteri; Beloniformes; Belonidae. Gene Ontology annotation, biological process: positive regulation of DNA-templated transcription; cell fate specification; regulation of transcription by RNA polymerase II.